Ictalurus furcatus (blue catfish) is the source of this 1100-nucleotide messenger RNA. RefSeq names its product uroplakin 3b (gene upk3b). NCBI's taxonomy places the organism in Eukaryota, Metazoa, Chordata, Actinopteri, Siluriformes, Ictaluridae. The record is from RefSeq and is a predicted model, not a curated record. The transcript is spliced from 7 exons. The coding region runs from base 49 to 978 and encodes 309 amino acids.
CAUUUUAUUACAAGAAAGAACGCAGUGUCCUUACUGCUGAACUCCAAAAUGAAAUCCUACCUAGUGGUCUGUUGGUUGUAUAUGAUGCUCCUUGAGAUCUUUCCAGUCACUUCUCAAGUGGCCAGUGUUCUGGUUGAUCCAAUACCAACUCUUUCACAAGAUGUGGUCGUACCGGUCACUACCAACACCGUGUACCUUCAGAAGCCAUUUUGUUACUUUCAAACAGUCAGUGAUCCAAUCUGUCUUUCCCCAAACACAUGUAGUGUAUGGCUGGUGUCUGCACUGAGCACAGCAAAAGACACAUUUGACAGCGACAAAACCGUUCCAGAUUUCGUUAACGCCUCUCCAUACCCAACUGCGUUCAAUCCUGGCGCGAAGAAUUACUUUAUGACCCAACUUAAUCCACAGACUGAUUACCCCUGCCCACCCUUUAGUACUCCUACCACUUUCCUAGUUGGAGCACAGGGUGCUUGCAGUAGCGCUAACUGCAAUGGUGUGUUGCCUAAUGGCUCGACUAUGAGCUUUAAGUAUGUACUUGUCAGUGCAAGCAAUGAACUUGUUGCAGAGACAAAUUGGUCUGACAACAUUACCCUCAACACCGUAAAAGAUCCAAACAGUCUUGGUAGCGGUUACGCUGGAAGGUCUGCCGCAAUGGUGGUGAUCACGGCAAUUCUUGCCACUGCUGCGGCUCUGCUUUUGCUGUUGCUGCUGAUUGCCUUGAUCCUGGCCUGCUGCUACAGCAGAGGGAAAACACAGUCAAGCGGGGCGAGACGUCAGACUUCAUUGAUAGGGUCCCUCCGUAUCCCCAGCUAUGACUUGCACCACCUGAAAAAGCCUUCCCCCUACGACAACCCUGUAUACGAGCAAGACCUCAGGAGGAAGUACACCACGAAUCCCACCCUGCCCCAGAAAACCACCACGAUCAUCACCACGGUCAACUCUGACUCUCCGGACACCAUCACCCUGCAGAAAAUGUAAAAGAAACUGGAGAAACUCUACGAAUUUCACGGCAUGCAGGAUAUCUGACACUUUAGGAAACAAUUUGAUUAAAUGCAAAUGUGGCUAAAAUCAUUGGAGGCAAAGCACAACAUGAAAGACUA